GUAAUUACGUUUGGUUGUUUGUUUAACUUAUGUAACCUUUAAAAUCAAUUAAAUUGAGGUAUUCCUUUUUUAAAAAAAGAAAUGAAUUGAAAUUCACAAAGCAUGACAAAUCAGAGCAUUUUUAUUAUCCAAAACUAAACAAGCAACUUUAUAAUGCGAACACCACGUUGCCCUAAGUAGGAUAUCCCAUUCUUCUAGGGGACAAGGUGGAGCAUUCAUUUUAGAUGAACUCGGUGAUCAUGGCAAAGGGCGAGUGAAAAAAAUGCAGUUGCACGCAUGAAAACAAACCUGCCAGUUGACUUAGUAUAGAUGAUCUCAGUUACUAGUGGGCAUUUUAAAAUCAAAUGUAAAAUUUCAGCAUAACUAAUGCAAGAAGGCGUCAGGCAAGAGUGGGAUGAUUCAACAAAUUCUUACUUAUAAGUGAACAAAGCCUCAUCUAUUAAUCCUCUAUCCUCCAUGCAUACACAUUUCAUUUUCGUGAUGCUACUACUUACCACUUACGAAGGUAACAAAAUAUCUCCUAUAAAUUAGCUGGGGAAGUUAAUACGAGGCAUAUUACUGACAAUGGGAACUCAUGAAGUAGAAUGCUCACAACAAGAAGAAGAAGGUGAACAAAUUUUCCGGAGUAGAUAUCCUCCGGUCCAAGUACCAGACAACGUGACUCUCCCCGAUUUUGUGCUUCACAAUGUAGAGUUAUACGCUGACAAACUGGCAUUUGUGGAUGCUACCACUAGCAAAGGCUGCACUUACGGCGAAGUUGCAAGAGACAUAAGGAGGUUUGCCAAGGCCUUGAGUUCCCUUGGCUUAAGAAAAGGAAGGGUUGUGUUGGUAGUACUCCCAAAUGUACCAGAAUAUGCUAUUGUUGCUCUUGGAAUCAUGGCUGCUGGUGGUGUCUUCUCUGGUGCAAAUCCAGCAGCUCAUUCAUCGGAAAUUAUGAAACAAGUUGAAUCUGCUGAUGGCAAGCUUAUUGUCUCGGAUCUACCAACCUAUCACAAGGUAAAAGAUUGUGGGCUGCCAGUAAUCAUACUAGGCGAAGAACGUGUAGAAGGAACAAUUCAUUGGGAUGAAUUGCUCGAAGCUGCAGAUCGUGCCAGUUCCAGAACUGAUCACCUAACAGACCAAGAAGAUGAAAUUGUGCAGCAAACUGAUUUAUGUGCACUGCCCUUUUCAUCAGGCACGACAGGACUAUCCAAGGGCGUGAUGUUAACUCAUAGGAAUCUAGUAGCAAACCUCUGCUCUACUCUCUUCAGUAUUAGUCCAGAAAUGAUUGGCCAAGUUACAACACUAGGUCUAAUACCAUUCUUUCACAUUUAUGGUAUAACCGGAAUCUGUUGUGCAACUAUUAGGAACAAAGGCAAAGUGGUUGUCAUGCGUAGGUACGAACUGAGGGCAUUUCUAAAUGCACUCAUCACACAUGAAGUCACAUUUGCACCUAUCGUGCCACCUAUCAUCUUAGCACUUGUUAAGAAUCCGAUCGUUGAUGAAUUUGAUCUAAAAAAACUUAAGCUUAGAUCCAUUAUGACAGCAGCUGCACCACUUGCCCCUGAGAUUCUUAAUGAAUUUGAGAAGAAAUUUCCUGAUGUUCAAGUCCAAGAGGCAUACGGGAUGACUGAACACAGCUGCAUUACUCUUUCCCAUAGCGACCAACAUAUUGCUAAAAGAAAUUCUGUUGGUUUUAUUCUGCCUAAUUUGGAGGUAAAGUUCGUUGAUCCUGAUACCGGUAGAUCUUUCCCCAAAAACACACCAGGCGAGAUAUGUGUCAAAAGCCAAUGUGUUAUGAAAGGUUACUACAAAAAUGAAUCUGAGACUUGCCUUACCAUUGACAAGUAUGGGUGGCUUCACACUGGUGACAUUGGCUACAUUGACGAUGAUGGAGACAUCUUCCUAGUGGAUCGUAUCAAAGAGCUUAUCAAGUACAAGGGAUUCCAAGUUGCUCCAGCGGAGUUAGAGGGGAUCCUUCUCACACAUCCUUCAGUGGAAGAUGCUGCAGUAGUUGGGCUGCCAGAUGAAGAAGCAGGAGAGAUACCAGCGGCAUGGGUAGUCUUGAACUCAAAAGCAAAAGAAAGCAAUGAGGAUAUUAUCAACUACAUUGCAUCGACUGUUGCACACUACAAACGAGUGAGAAUGGUGCAGUUUGUGGAUAGUAUUCCGAAAUCUCCUUCAGGAAAAAUAAUGAGAAGACUUAUCAAGGAAAAGAUGCUAGAAAGACUUAAAGAGGCACAGAGUAAUGUUCCAAAUACAUAAUGCCUGCUCUUUUACGUCUUUAAAUCUGAAACUUUACUGGAAAUGGACAACUUACUCCAGAAGAAUAAUAAAACACAAUGAUGUUAUUUCAUAUUCAAAUAUGAGAUUUAAUCAUAGAUUGUAAAAGACAUUGGACGAAAUGAGGAUGCUUCCUUUUUAUGUUUGUAAUGCAGGUUGAGCAAACUGUAUUUUUUUCCAAGGCAAUCUUGAAAUCCCAAAUUUAUGUA
Molecule: messenger RNA, 2471 nt
Organism: Lycium ferocissimum
Lineage: Eukaryota; Viridiplantae; Streptophyta; Magnoliopsida; Solanales; Solanaceae
Product: 4-coumarate--CoA ligase-like 1
Exons: 6
Coding region: 565-2244 (559 amino acids)
Biological process (GO): fatty-acyl-CoA biosynthetic process
Molecular function (GO): long-chain fatty acid-CoA ligase activity
Source: RefSeq, a predicted model, not a curated record